This is a messenger RNA of Penicillium olsonii, 3615 nucleotides long. The record is from the annotation of a GenBank genome assembly. Lineage: Eukaryota; Fungi; Ascomycota; Eurotiomycetes; Eurotiales; Aspergillaceae.
AUGUUGGCUCGAGUAGACAUCAAAGAGUCAGUGGCCUACUCGGCGACAGAGCGCACAGAUGGCCCGGACCGUCGCCUGUGGGCGCCAUUCUUCCUGCGCCGCCCGAUCAUGCUCGUCUUUUUGUUCAGUUAUCUAGCAUGCCUAGGUGCGCUCGUUGCGCUGUAUGCAUACACUGAACGCCAAAACCACACCCUGGGAAUCAAAACAGACGGAGACACACUCUACUAUCUCUGGACCUAUGGACCGACCGCAGUGUUUACAAUUCUCACUGCUGGGUGGCUACAAGCUGAAUAUCGCGCGGCACAGUUGAUGCCCUGGAUUCUGAUGCGCCGGGGCCCGACUGCCGCUUCACACAGCAUAUUCCUUGACUAUCUGUCUAAAUGGAAUGUGAUAUCUCUGUUCGAUUCUCUGAAACAAAAACACUUCCUGGUGUCUCUGUGCGUGGCAGGCUCCCUCAUUCUCAAUGGAGUCACGGUGUUUUCCACCGGUGUUUUCGAGUUGGACUCGGUGCUGCUCACCCAGCCGACGAAUAUAACAGUCCUGAAUCAGUUUGGUGCAGCUGGCUAUAGCCCCUUGGAAAAGAAUGCCAAGCCCUUCGCAGCCUGCAUGGCAUACACGAAUCGCAACAUGACACUCCCUGCUGGCGUCCACGGGAACUACACCUAUACACCAUUUCAACCAGCCAGCUCCUAUUCGAGCAAGAAUAGCACCAUUCCCGCGGGCCGAACCUACCAAGCAGAUAUUGAAGUGAUCAGUCCGUCUUUUGACUGCCAGAAUGCGACGAUCUCUUGGGAGCCAUCAAACGAGAGAUUUGUCACCGGCGACACAGCAGUAUACAGAACCGCCGACGGAUGUCGUUACCAAACGACUGACACACCCCUUGUGUUUCUGAAUACUGACUCUAAGAUUGGUGUCGAUGUUGAGAUCAGAGGAUGUCAAGGCCAAAGAAUCAACGACACUGGAAGCGCGGACCCCCCGUUUAUUAACGAUUGGGAUGCCGACUUGCGAAUCUGGGCAACCAUUGCCCCUUCUCCGAUGCUCAACAUGUCGGUGAAAGAACAAGCAAACUAUACAGGAUUCAGCCGAGAUCCAAUCCACAUCUCGGUGUGCAAACCCCGAUACACUGCACAACGAGGCCCGGUGAGGAUCUGGCGUGACGAUGGAGCGAGUGCAAAUUCUGUGGACAUUGAACCAGAGAGCCUGAAUGCUACAAGCACUAUCGCGGGUGUACAGGCUACAAAGCUGAUGUAUACUGCCCAAAAAUCUUUAUCAACAGGGGCUCUUAUGGUCUCAAGCACUGCGGGAGACCAGUAUGUUUUCGCAGCAAACGACACCUCACGAGAGAAACUUUGGACCGACACGGCCCUCUUUGAACGAACCAUCUCGGAUGGAUUCUCCUGUAUGAUGCAGCAAGUGGUAAAGAAUGAUCUGUUACAAGACAAGCCAUACCAUAUCGAUGGAACCGUGCAAUUUACGGAGGAUCGACUUUUUGUGCGCCAAAUGUCAUUCUGGCUAAUGGCGGUACUAUUGACCAUUCUCAUCACGAUCGUCGUGAUUCUUCUGUGCUUUUUUGUGCCAGUUGCUGUUUGCCCGCGAGAUACAGGGUCAAUUGGAGGCAUGGCUACCAUUCUUGCUCAAAGUCCCGAGUUCAUGGCCGGCUUUGAAGAUUCGCAAUUCCAGACAGAGCCGCAGAUGGCAGCGUCCAGAAUAAAACAGACACAGUAUAGCGCCGUGACCGACAUGAAAGGGAAAUUCACGAUCGUGCCACAGGAUCAGCCCGUACAAGAGGUCGGACCCAGUGAAAGCGAGAGCUCACCAACGUGGUGGCACCCGUUCGCAUCUACCUGGUUUAUUCGAAUUGCAGUGAUUCUCUUCCCCAUUGCUAUCAUCGUUAGUCUCGAAGUCGUCUACUAUAUUUCUACGAGUAGGCGUGGAAUUACCCUCGUUGACGGGAAAUCACCCUACAUUCACUAUAUCUGGGUGUACAUACCAGCGCUGGUAAUGUUCACAAAUCGCUGCCUCUUCACAUCUGUGGAGUUUGGCACGCGCAUUGUCCAACCGUACUCUACGCUCCGCAAGGGCUCUGCUCCUCCAGAAACGACGAUCUUCGAGAACCAGCUGCGGAAGAUCGCCGUGUAUGGGGUGUUUGAUACACUCCGAAAAAAGCAGUGGGCACUCGCUGCAGCCACCACAUCUCUGCUUCUUGCGGCAAUCAACCCCAUCGUUGUCUCCGGCCUCUUCACCACCAAGGUCUCGGGGCCUACAUCUCCUAUGAAUCUCACGCAGAUCACUCGUUGGGAUCUGGGAUAUCCUGACAACCCAAGAUUGACGAUGGACUACUAUGAGCAGAAAGACUACAACACCGACCACGCUUCCGGGCUAAUCCUCAACCUGAACCUCUCUGAUCCCCAAUGGACAUACCACAAUCUUGCUUUCCCGCAAUUUUCACUCGCCAGCACCAACCCACCGAAUGAAGGAUUUAUCGAUGUGCGCAUUCCUGCUCUCCGUAGCCACCUCGCUUGCGCAGAAGCCCCCAAGAAUGCCUGUAAAUAUUCCAGGGGAAGUUUGUGGUGUGAUAAUAACUCCACCUGCUUCUUACCACUUUCCACCAGGAUCACUGCCGAGAUAGACUACUUUCUCCAACCGUCAGAGCAAGCCACGAAGAAUACUGGACUGUCAGUAUGCCCGACGUAUGGGAUGCUAUAUGGAAAAUACGCCAACGCAAGCCACACAGAAGCCACCGAGUACCAUUACAUAUAUUGCAACGCGAGCUUGGAAGAGGUCGACGUUGAUACACGACUGCAGCUACCGUCUCUGUCAAUCGACACCGACUUCCCACCAAGGGUGAUCGAGAGCUCAGUCCGAGAACCGUUCGACACCAAUGCGUGGUCUCUCCCGCAUUUCAGCGAGCUGAGCAACGACUAUUUAUUCGACGGGGAUGAAAGGUACAACAAUGCCUUGCUAGAGACACUGAUCCAAGGCAAAGACGGCAUUCCAGGGGACGAACUCCUUGCCCCCGGAAAGCUGAUUGAGCGCAUGAAGGUAGUCUAUGGCACCAUCGUGGCCCAACUACUGAAUACCGGUGCGCGGAGCGAUUUUAGCGACUCGUACAACAAAACUCACUUUGUCGAGCCGGCAACCAUGAAAGCACCCACUUAUACAGGUGUCUUCCAAGACGGACGGAAAUACCUCGUACAGAAUGAGAUCUCGACCCGCAUUUUGGACGGUGUGCUUGGUGGUAUGGUUGUUUGCGCACUGAUCGCGCUGUGUGCUAUUCAGACGAAGCGAGUUCUUCCCAAGAGCCCGACUAGCAUUGCUUCAGUGGCGAGUUUCCUCUACGGUUCGCGUCUUCUGGGAUCUGUCAUUCCCCGCGGCGCAGAGUGGGAUUCUGACGCGACACUGAAGAAGCGGGGGAUAUUUGAGGGAUCGUUUUCAAUGGGAUGGUGGGAAGUGGACAGACAGACUAGUCGUAGGAACUCCGAUGUCUCUAGUAUCUCCGGUGUGUCGGAUGAGAUGCAUGAGCGUGGUGCGAUGGAAGAGUCAACAUCCCGGACUCGAUUUGGGAUUGAUGCUGAUCAUGAAGAUUGGCCGUUGCUGCGAAGUCCUCGAAGUUAA